ACGAGAAUCGGGCCCAACCAGUCUUAAUCAGAGUACACGAAGAUCUUUUUUUUCCCUUUCCUCUUCAGAGGUACGCUGGGCCUGCUCUCUCCUCUCUCUUUCUCUUUCUCUGCCCGUGCAAUCAUCGAGAUCAUGAAGUUCGCCCCGAUCUUGUUGCUUGUCGCAGCGAUCGUUUUCGCCGCCGAAGAGAAGAAGGAGGAAGAACGUCCAAAAACGUUUAGAAGACUCAUACCUGCUGACGUUCUUCGCGAUUUCCCCGGUAUGUGCUUCGCUUCAACAAGAUGCGCCACAAUCGAACCAACGAAAUCCUGGGACCUGACACCAUUCUGCGGUCGUUCUACUUGUGUGCCAGCUGAUGAUAAUUCCGGUCGUCUUUUUGAACUCGUCGAGGACUGCGGACCGCUCCCAAAGGCUAAUCCGAAAUGCAAACUGUCAGACAAAACUAACAAGACCGCCCUGUUCCCUGACUGUUGUCCCAUCUUCGAAUGCGAGGAAGGAGCAAAACUCGAAUAUCCGGAAAUUCCAACCUUGCCACCGCCCACGGAAAUCGUAGAAACCGAGAAAACCCCGGAAGAGGCUCCAACGAAGGCUUAAACUCUAAAUCGAAAGGAAGAUAUUAAAAAAAAAAGAAAAAAACAACAAAAUAUACAGACCAUGACCUUUGCAAGCUAGAUUAAACGGUUGAUUAAAAAGUAAAAAUCGUAGAUCUGUUUAUCGACAAUGAUUUCGAUAACUGAAACAGAUAAAAGUAAAGCAUUCGAAAAAAAAAAACAAUAAUGCUUUUACACAAAACCCGCCGUUUCAUCACAAAAAGGUCGUACACUGCAACAUCCUGUUACUCUUCAACGCAACCUCAGCUUAAUGUAAAACUAAAAUUACCCACUGUAUAUAAAUUCAGGACUUACUCGAGCAACUUGCUACAAAAUUACAAAACACACAUCACAUAGAUAAAUUAUACGUGUGUGUGUAUGUGUGUAAGUAAUAUCUAUAUGAAAAUAUUAAGUCUCUUCAGUCUCCUAGUCCCGGAAACCGAGAUUUAGAUACUCCUCCUACAUCCGUUUUGUUGCUCCAUUUUGCAAACAGUAAUCUUCACGUAGAAAAUUAAUUCUUUCUUUUUCUCUCUUCUUCCAAAAGUAGAAAGUUCUGCGUAUGUAAUGUAAAAACACGUGUGACUGUAAUUAUAUGUGAUUAAAUUAAUAUCUAUUUAAUUCA
Molecule: messenger RNA, 1212 nt
Organism: Frieseomelitta varia
Lineage: Eukaryota; Metazoa; Arthropoda; Insecta; Hymenoptera; Apidae
Exons: 2
Coding region: 133-594 (153 amino acids)
Source: RefSeq, a predicted model, not a curated record